This is a messenger RNA of Beta vulgaris subsp. vulgaris (sugar beet), 882 nucleotides long. RefSeq lists its product as uncharacterized. The record is from RefSeq and is a predicted model, not a curated record. The transcript has a single exon. Gene Ontology annotation, molecular function: zinc ion binding; nucleic acid binding. Bases 1 to 882 code for a protein of 293 amino acids. Lineage: Eukaryota; Viridiplantae; Streptophyta; Magnoliopsida; Caryophyllales; Amaranthaceae.
AUGAAUUCAAUCCAGAUUCCUCCUACUGUGCAAGCUACAAAUAAUUUAGCAAACACACCACCUUCAUUCAGAGACAUGCUCAAUGGAGCAAGAACAAACGGAUUAAGUCCCACACAAGAUAAUUAUUUGAUGGAUGAUGAUGAUGUCUCUGAUGAUGAUUUGGCACCGGAAGAUAUGAUGGAAGAUGAACGCUGCCCAGUUAUCCUGCUAUCUAAAGACGAAAAACGAAGAAUGAGAAAACCCUGGCGCAAUUCACUGAUCAUCAAAAUGUUUGAUGGUAAAGUGGGUUAUAUGGGACUCAUGAGAAAGCUCAAGAGAAAAUGGAGUCUCAAAGGAGAGCUUGCGCUAACUGAUAUUGGUUGCAGAUAUUACAUAGCAAGAUUCACAAAUACAGAAGACUAUAAUUUUGUCUUAGCUCAAGGACCCUGGAUGAUAGAUGAUUGUUAUCUAACAAUUAGAAAAUGGGUCCCAAACUUUGUUCCUGAUGAGUCGCCUCUGAAAGUUCUUACAGCUUGGGUAAGGAUCCCAAAUCUCUCGGUUGAAUACUUUGAUACCCAGUUCCUUCAUAAGGUAGGCUCAAAAAUAGGGAAGGUUCUUCGUGUGGACCGUACAACUGCUCAAGCAGACCGAGGUCAAUUCACACGAAUAAGUGUGGAGAUAGACCUUACAAAACCUCUUCUAUCCAAGUUCUGGCUCAAAGGAAAAAUCUGGAAGGUCCAAUAUGAAGGUAUCAAACUCAUUUGUUAUAAAUGUGGUAUGAUGGGACAUUCUACAGACAAUUGUAAACAACAUCAAGAACAUCCAUGUCCCAACACGGACCUAGAAAAUUUUGUGGAUAAUCCUAAUCCUAUGACAAAAUCAAGCCCAUCACACAAACCAUAA